Astyanax mexicanus (Mexican tetra) is the source of this 1116-nucleotide messenger RNA. RefSeq names its product C-type mannose receptor 2-like. Lineage: Eukaryota; Metazoa; Chordata; Actinopteri; Characiformes; Acestrorhamphidae. Bases 1 to 1116 code for a protein of 371 amino acids. The record is from RefSeq and is a predicted model, not a curated record. The transcript has 4 exons.
AUGGAUCAGAAGUGGAUCUCAAUGAUCGUACUGUUCUCAGCUGUGUGUGGUGUAUCUCCAUACGUUCCUCAUCGGUAUCACUUUGUGAAUCAGAGUAAAACCUGGACUGAAGCUCAGAGCUACUGCAGAGAGACCUACACUGAUCUGGCCACCAUCAACAACAUGGAUGAGAUGAAGAAGCUGAACGACACUCUGAAGGGUAAAGGUAGAGACUAUGUUUGGAUUGGUCUGGGCCGUGGGGACACUGGGAAAUGGGGGUGGUCUCUGCCAGAUGGAAAUUUCUACACUGUAGGAGAUACAGACCAGAACUGGAGAAGUGGAGAACCAAAUAAUCAUGGAGGAAUAGAGUUCUGUGUUGGAAUGUAUAAACAAGAUGGAAAGUGGUUUGAUGACAACUGUGAGAGUAAACAUACUUUUGUGUGUUUUGACGGUAAGGGAUACGUAUUCAUUAAUGAGACAAAGACCUGGCGUGAAGCUCAGAGCUACUGCAGAGAACAUCACACAGACCUGGCCAGUGUGAGGAACGAGAGUGAGAGAUGGCAGAUCAGUGCAGCAGGAAGUGGUGAUAAUUUCUGGAUCGGCCUGUAUAAAGACUCCUGGAAGUGGUCAGAUCAGAGUAACUCCUCAUUCCGAUACUGGGAGUCUAACCAGCCAGAACAAUCAAAAUGUGCUGCAGCUUCUGUGAAUGACCAGGGUCAGUGGCAUGAUAUAGAAUGUAGAGAUCAGUGCCCUUUCAUCUGCCAUGAGAAUGAACUGAUCUUGAUUCAGCAGAAUCUGAGCUGGGCAGAUGCUCUGAGAUACUGCAGAGAGAAACAUGUGGACCUGGUCUCAGUUCACUCUGAGGAGAUCCAGCUCUGGGUGAAGGAUGUGGCUCAGAAAGCCUCCACUGAUCAUGUGUGGCUGGGUCUGCGUCACACCUGCACUCAGGGAUUCUGGUUCUGGACGAGUGGGUUUACCGUCUGCUAUGAUAACUGGGCUCCAGGUAACGGUGCAGAAGGUGAAGAGUGCAGUCCUGUAGAGAGAACCGGAGCAGUGCAGGCUAGAGGAGAUCAGCAGUGGGUCAGCCUGCCUGAGAACCAGACUCUCAACUUCAUCUGCAUCAAAUAUGAAGGUUAG